Molecule: messenger RNA, 3358 nt
Organism: Acanthaster planci (crown-of-thorns starfish)
Lineage: Eukaryota; Metazoa; Echinodermata; Asteroidea; Valvatida; Acanthasteridae
Gene: ccdc148
Product: coiled-coil domain containing 148
Source: RefSeq, a predicted model, not a curated record
UGAGGGCGCGCUUCCCAAUUUACAGUAUUGUAACUUCAACUUCGGGUCGAUCGUCCUGAUCGUGGCAGCGUAUGCCGCCCAUAACAAGCAGUUGAAGCACCUCUUGCACCCCUCGCAGUGGGCUAUAAUUAUUGAAGAUGGAGUGAAAACUUGAACCACCGGACGCCAUGACUGGGCGAGAUUACAGAGGCUUCCUGUCUCAGCACCGUGCCGGGCCAAGAGAAAUUGGCAGGGCCUAUGAAUCAGAUAAGCUUUUGAUACGGAUGACCGAAGGCCUAGGCAGCAGUAGGUACACCGCACCCGACUAUGAGAAGCUUAAAGCUCUUGCUUUGGAGAAGAAAAUCUCUGGCAAUCGCUCGCUGAUCAAGGUCAACCGCCUUGCUGCAAUCUCCAGGGCUAGUCAAGAGAAAAGCCUCUUGAAGCAGCACGGAAUGGUCUGGCAACGAGAGGUUGGACGAUUGGAUGCGGCGCGGAAGCGAGCUGAGAGCGAACAGGACUCGUUCUUUCUGAGCAGCACGUCGGAGCAGUCAGAGAUUUCCAUGUUCAUGCUGGAGGCCGAGGACUAUCAGAUGGAGCUGGAGGUAGACAGGAAGGCCUUCAAGGGGGCUACCGUGGACCCCCUCUGGACGCUGCGAGAAGACCUCCAGGCCUGGCUGACCGAGAACUCACCUCAGUUUCACCCAGGCUCGCCGCGGCAUGAGGAGCUCGCAGAGCAGCACACGCGGAUCACCGAGACAAUCGACUCAGUCAAGGAGCAACAGCAGGGAAUCCUGAACAAACUAUGGCACGAGGAGCGGGCAUUGGAGCAGGACCUGCACUCCAACUACCUGCGGGGGCUGUUUGCCGGAGCGGAGAAGUGGGUCGUGGAAGGGAUACCCACCGAGGCUCAGGUCCUAAUUUGUCCCGACAUGGAACUCAGAAGCUCUGUGCUGUUGGAGUUUGGGCUCCUGGACCAGAAAUAUUUGGUGCGACUCAGGGACCUCGACAAGAUGCAUUCAGAUGUACUAAGAUCAGACACUGGUGGUUGGGACGCGGCAGACCACUUUGCCUACCAGGUGAUCGUCGACCAGUACCCCCAUGAUCUCUCCAAUCGAAGAGCUCUUUACAUCGACAGGCUUCGACGGCAGCUGCCCCACAAGACAAGAAAUGACAUUGUGGCCCACGAGGACUGGUCCCUGCAUCACCGGUUCUACGUCGAGCGCCGCCGCACCCUGAUCAACUGCUGGGCGCGGGACAAGCAGGAGCUGUACGACAAGGCCGUCACUGUCUUUGCCGACGCCUGCCUGGCCGAGGAACUGCGGCAGGCUACAGCGAUCAACCGGCAGCGACAGGACGAAAUCUGCCAGCAGCUAGGCCAGAAGGUUCAACGCUGGAAAGAGCAGAAAGCAGAAGCCAUGAGACUGGAGGACGAGAUAGCAUCUCAACAGCGACGGCAGUUAGAGGAGCAGAGGGCCAGGGAAGAAGAAGCAGAUCAGAAGAGGAGAGCCGUGGACAAGCAGAAGGUGGAAGCGUACCACCUCAAGCAGAGGAAGGAGCAAGAGGCGAGGGAGAAGGAAAAUAAGAAGCGGCUGGCAGACAUCCAGGAAGCCAUGGAGCUGCAGGCACAGAAAGACCGAGAAAGGGUUGCCUACCGAGAGAUGCUUCUGGAGGAGCGCAAACAGCGACAGCAGGAUGAGAGACGCAAGGAAGCCGAGAAUGAAAUGGAGCGAGAACGGAGAUUGGACGCACUGCGACAAAUGGUGGAGGUGCACGUAGAAAAUGAUCCACAGCGUGUCUUCCAGAACACCAAGGCUUUUAAAGCCCACCUUGGCAUCGGGGUCGAUGAAGACAUCAAUAUACAGAAACCGCUCUUUGAUGCCAAAGGAUUCACAGCUGAACAGGUGACGUCAGACCCCCGCUUCAAACUGGAGCAAGCCCUGCGCAAGGCCGGGCUGCAUGGCAACCCUUACGCCAGGGCCAUGAUGGGGCACACCAAGCCCCUCAAACCGCCCAGGCGAGACCAGGAAUCGACGGUCUUCAAAGACUUGGCACCUACCUGAACUUGUUUGUCUGAAAGCCUCUCAAAACAGCCAGCUCUGCUCAUAUUUACAAGCCAAGGUUCUGAGCUGAGAAAUUCUGUGUAGGAAUAUGUUAUGCUGCAUCCAAAUUUAGUGGCUAUGGCUAGCAGUAACCAAGGCUUCUAUGGAAAAAUAGACUAAGCCGCCAGCCAGUGGCUUCCAUUGCUGCAUGUGUUGUUUUCAGCCAUAGCCAAUACUCCUGCAAUUAGGACACAGUGUUUGCAUGUACUGGUUGGCACCGGAGUGACAUUAAAUAUUCAAAGCCGAAUUUCGUUUGAAUUUACACAAACUCCCAACGUCCUCACAGAGGAAGCUUUUACACAGGGAAUCACAGUAACACUUGUGCCCAAGUUUCUGCACUUUCUCAUUUCUCACAUUCGAGGAAUUAACUGCGGUCAGAUUCUAAACUUGAUGUCUUUAGGUUGAACAUUAUCUCUCCCUGUGUGGCUAUUUUCCCAAAACACGUGAUUUGACAACAAAGAAACAACAGUACAAAAUUUAAAAAAUAAAGAACAGAUUUGGUAGUAAAUGUUUGUUUUAAAAUAGCAAUAAGACAGUGAGUUUUAAAAAUCUAAGUUAGUCUGCAUUCCAUUUGAGAUUGUACUUGACUAAUUUUUACAUUAUGUAUAUGCUUAGCGCAAUCAAUCAACACGAUCACGCGAGCAGGUUGUGCUGUUAGUUGAUGCCGUGUGAAAUCUCGGACUCUACUUCCUUUCCUUGAAACUAUGCUCCACAGCCAUGACUUAGAUUGUCUGAUGGUGAUGUUAUUGACAGAUCCUGCAAUAAAAUUGACAGAUCGCGCUGAGCAAUGCUCAGCAUGUUUUAUUAGGAGCUUCAAAGGGGUUCCACACAAAUGCAAUAACCAUAGGCCUUCCUGGACAUUUUUUAUGUUUUUAUGCAUUAUUUUGCAAAUUCUGGCUUUCCCUUGUUUUUAUCAGAGAGCUAUUUGAAGAGUAUAAAAGUCAGUGAAUGUGACCAUGCAUUAGAUGUGAUUGAAACUUCGAUUUUCUGGCCUUUUUCUUUCAAGAGGCACUUUGUUUGUUGAGGGGCACUGGACAGCCUCCGUAGUAUCUGUUGAAGAAAAGCAAUAUUUCUUCAUAUUAAAAAAGGGUUGCUGCCAAGCAGCAGCAUAUCUACAUCAACUUCAGACAUGGAAGAAAAAAAACUCCCAUUUACGUUUAUGUAGUAAAACUGAAUUCUCUUUAAUUCGACCAUAAUUCUACCAGUUUUAUGUUUUACUGUAGUAUAAGAUUACAAAACAGACAUUGUGCAGAAUAAUAAACGCAUUUUGCUGAACUGAC